AUGUGUAUUUUGGGUUCAUUUGGAAAUUUAUUAUCAUUUUGUGUUUUACUUCGUGCCAAUAUGAGACGAUAUUCAACAUUUUGUUAUUUAGCGUGUCUUGCUCUUGUUGAUCUCGGAGUUAUAAUAACAUUUUGUACUAAUUUUAUAUCAUUAUAUCAUUUUAAUAAUGAUAUACAAAAUGGACCAUUUGCAUGUAAAUUAUUUGCAUUUUGUAUUUAUUUUCUUCCACAGUAUUCAUCAUGGAUAUUAGUUGCUGUUAGUAUUGAUCGUGUUAUAUCAGCAAAAUAUCUUCGUUUAGCUAAAACAUGGUCAAAACCAAGACAUUCUGUUUUAGUUACACUUUUACUUGGACUUGUUCUUGGAUUAUUAAAUAGUCAUUUUUUUCUAUAUGAAAAUAAUUCACUCAAACCAAUACAUCAACAUCAAUCAAUUGUACAAAAUAAUCGAACUAAUAUACUUGACAAAUAUUUAUCACCAGAAACACUUCUACCACAUCAUACUAAUGAGUAUUUAUUACCCAAUAGUUUUUCGCAUGAUAUAUCUAAUAGUGCUUCUUCACCAUCAUCUCUAUAUGAACCAUAUACACCACCAUCAAUUCAAUCAAUUCAUCAAGAUGUAACAUUACAACCACAACAACAACAACAAGAUGAUAGAACUAUAAUAACAAUUCAAAAACCAAUUCCAAUAUUUGAUGUUAAUUAUAUUCACUGUUCACUUGAAAAUUCUCCUCAACAUGAAAAUCUUCAUGUCUAUUGGGUGUGGAUAGAUCUCCUUAUGAAUGUCUUUUUACCAUUUACAGCAAUGAUUGCUUGUACUAUUAUUAUAAUUUUAACACUUGUUCGUUCAUCAACAAGAUCCGGUUCAACAUCUGCUCGUCGUUCACGUCGUCGUCGUAAUAUAUCUGUCAUGUUAAUUACUGUCAAUCUUGUUUUUAUUAGUUUAACAGCUCCAAUAGUUAUAUUUUUAAGUAUAUACGUCUAUGUUAAACAAGAAGCAAAUCCUUAUCAUCAAUUAAUAUUAAUAUUAAUUAAAAUCUUUUGUAUUAUUUUAAUGAAUCUUAAUCAUUCAGUAAAUAUUGUUAUUUAUUCAGUAACAGCAAAAGAAUUUCGUACUGAAAUGACAAAUUUCUUACGUGCAGUACUUUAUUGGAUUAUUGGUAAACCAACCAAUCCACAUGAUUUACCAUUUAUGGAAGAUAAUGAAACGUUUUUUUCACGUUUUAGACGUUUAAGAUAUAAUUUAUUUAAAUGUUGUCAAAUAAAAGUACGUUCAAAUUCAACAAAUGAAAAUGAUUCAAGUGGUUUAAAUCACACAACAGCACCAGCCGGAGCAAAUAAACGUUUAUCAGCAGUUGAUGGAAGUGUAGGAAAAAGUACACCGAAACAAAAAAAAUCAAAUCGAAAUGGUAAAAAACGAAGAAAAUCUUCGAAUACACGUUUUAGUGAAACAUCUACAACAGGACAUAGAAAUAGUCAUCGUCUAACAGUACAAUUACAAGCUGAUCCAAUAUCAUCUGUUUCAGAACGUGAAGAUUUAUCAUUACAUGAUAAAUCAAAUUCAACUGAAGAUUAA
Molecule: messenger RNA, 1572 nt
Organism: Adineta steineri
Lineage: Eukaryota; Metazoa; Rotifera; Eurotatoria; Adinetida; Adinetidae
Source: the annotation of a GenBank genome assembly